Messenger RNA from Exophiala oligosperma, 3475 nucleotides. RefSeq lists its product as hypothetical. The record is from RefSeq and is a predicted model, not a curated record. The transcript has 4 exons. Gene Ontology annotation, biological process: regulation of DNA-templated transcription. The coding region runs from base 1157 to 2902 and encodes 581 amino acids. Gene Ontology annotation, molecular function: zinc ion binding; DNA-binding transcription factor activity, RNA polymerase II-specific. Lineage: Eukaryota; Fungi; Ascomycota; Eurotiomycetes; Chaetothyriales; Herpotrichiellaceae.
UCCUCGAAUGUCCUUCGAUUGAUUCAAACUCGGUACGGCGCUCACCUUUCUUUCACCUCAUCUUUUCUCCUCCCCCCCGGGAUACAUCUGAACCCAGGUCGAACCGCCCAGAAGCUGCCACAUUAUCUUUAUUCCACUUUUCGUGUCAAAAAGGCAAGGUCAGAUUCCACGCUGCGAAUCAGCGUCCGUGGAAACCUCCUUUUCCCUUUCUGGAAUCUCCCUCAACCGCUCCUAAACUCUGCCCACAGUCUGUCCCGGCAGCACGCCAAAGUGCAAUAUCAAAAUCCGCCCCGCGACAAAGGCCAAACAUACAUCCAGCGCUCGCUCCAUUUGAAGGAACUGCAAAUGCGACCUGGGUUUCUUUAUCCAGCUUCUGAUCCACUGCGCCCGGCCCGCCCCAUAUGGUUGGAUCUUUCUAUCAGCCACAUUCUUGACCAAAAAACAUUUGAAUGUGAUCGAAGGACUGGAAAGGAUUUCCAUUGUCUGGUUGGCUGUCCUGCUACCCUCGAACGAUCUCUUCUCACGUAGGUUUUUAUCUUUAUUUCUUCCGGCUCUCAAAUGUCUCUAUUGGCACAAAAGGUCAAUAUCAGAUUUCAACCGCAACCUACUGGAACCAAAUGGCUGUAUCGUGUACAUCGGAACGAAAACUUAGUUCUCGACUAGUCCUUGAAUGUGCCUUCCAACAACUCGAGGGACUGACCGCGUAGGUGAUCUCUCAAAAACCAAGCCCCAAGCCAACCCUCGAUCUUUAUCCGCAAAAAUGUCGCAAAAACACCCCCGGCCUUUAGCACCAGCGGCUCCCAUGUACCCCGCUGUAAUCCCCAGCCCGAGCAUGCUUCCAUCACCCUCCAAACAGCGACGGAACAUUACAACAGCCUGCAGAGCCUGUCGGAAACGACGCACAAAGCUUAUACGUAUAAGCAGGCCGCCCUGCUCUUUCCUCUGGCGCCUGGGCUUCCCGUCGGGCUGUGUCACCCACUCCCAAUAAGCCCUCUUACGCGACCAAUUAUUUCCCAGCCAAUGUCAACGUCUCGAAGGAAAACAAAGCUUACGAAUUCAUGGUUGUCAAUAGUGUGAUGACAAUACUCCCUGUACGGCAUGUGUAGCGAAAAGGACGGACUGUAUACGCGAGGUGGCAGAAGAUGGCCGCAGGAAAAUGGCAUGGAAGCGAAAGGUCGAAGAAUUGGAGUCUCACCAGAGACUGCUCCCCGACUUGAUGGAGGCAAUUCGGACUGGUGACAGUGGUCAGGUGGAAGACCUCAUUGGCAUGAUCAGGACAACUACGUCGAAUGAGGAGGUGUCCAACUAUCUUGCGACCAACUUUCCUCACGUCGACGAGGAUGAGUCUCGCAGCAAGUCUUCCACCCGCCAACAAUCGCCACAGUCUUCAGCGAGCCGCUUCUCAAGAACCACAUUGGGGCUGAGUACACCCAUGUUCAAGGUACCAGCCAAACCCUGGACCGCGGUGACGGACGACGACUGGCUCGUGUCGCAUCUCGUAUCACUCUGGUUCACGUGGCGCCACUGGUGUUAUCCCUUCAUCGAUCGUGACAUAUUCAUCGCGGCCAUGCAGUCUGGUGAAGAGAAUGGUGGUGUGUGUACUGCGACGUUGGUGAACAUGAUCCUGGCAGAUGCUUGCUUCGACUACGACGUUCCCGACGAGGACAAUUCCACCCCGUCGAUCGAGAAGCCCUUGCAGGAUCUGUUUUACGAGGAAGCCAAGAGACAUGCAGAGGCGUCCACUCAGAAGAGGUCGUUACCGUCCAUACAGUUCCUGGCCGUCCAAUGGAUGUUCUUGGACAACCGUGGUACGGACAAGCUCGCCGUUUCGAUCAUGCAGGAAAUGAUCCACCAUCUGAAACAAUUCGAUAAACCUGGUCGGUCCCAAAAGCCCCGAACAAGGCGCGGGAAAGAAAGAGAGUCUGGUGCUAAGCGGCUUUUGGGAUAUACCAGUUGGGCCGCAUUCGUCUCCACCACAGCCGCUACGUUUGCUCUUCAAAAGCGACCCAUGAUGGGGCCGCCGACGACCGACAAACCGCCUCUUUGCCAGGGUGAGUUGGGCGAGGUCUGGUUACCGUAUCCUCGCGAUCAACCUCCUGUCCAUGCCCAUCCCAGCUGUCAUCUACAUCACACGAGCACUUUGUACGAGAUUUGUUACAAUAUCAGCCAAUAUCUUUUCGUCGAUGACAAUGCGAAUUCAGCUUCCAACACCCUCGAUAGACUCGAGGAACUCCAUCGGGACUUGAUAUCUUGGUACGACAGUCUCUCCGACUGCGUGCAAGUCAACGGAGUCAGGGCGCCCCAUACCCUGAGUGUGCACGCCCAGUACCACUGGGCGGUGUUGGUCUUGUCGGAGCUGAUCUUCACGCUGCAGGCCGACGAUGAAGAUGACGACGCAACAGUCUCUCUUCUCGUCCCUGUUGUCCGAGCACAGCAUAUGACUUCUGCCCUGGCCGUAGCCGACCUUGUCCAUCUCCAAUCUGUCUAUUGGGGGGUCGAUCACAUUCCCAUCAGCUUUCUCCAACCAGUCAACGCGGCCCUAUCUGUUGUCAUGAACGAUCUCGAAGCUGCCGAGCGCAAGGCGUCAUUUGUGAAGCUGGCCGUUGCAUUGCACAGUCUAUCCCGCCGGUCUGUUUCCGCCGAGAGCAUGUUGCGUGUUUUACGUCUCAAAAUACGUCAACUUCAACUAAUGUCGUCGAAUAAUAUUGAAAAGAUGUUCAAAGAUGCCGGUGCUCAGUUUGAGGGGAGUGUUUCUUCACCCGCUGUUGGUCUCGCUGCUGCCGGUGAGGUUGUCGGCUUUGGUGAAGGUGCCAUUCCGGAAGAAAGUUAUGACAUGUUGGUUGAGAGAUGGAAUCAAUUUCAUCUUGGAGCACCUUCAUCGUCAGGAUCAUCAUCCAGUUGACUUGGUGAAAUACGGGCGAAAUCAUGGGAAGUUGUUUAAUACUUGUUGGCUGAUUUGGUAUGUGCCGAUGGGGACUCAGAGUCGUCAUGUCUCGAUGGGCAUGUACAUAUGCGUAUUUGUAUGUGUGGAGAGAGAGAGAGAGAGAGAGAGAGAGAUGUUUGGAAACUUGUACUUUGGAGGAGUAUGACUGAUGCAAUUCGACGAAAAGGGAGUUGGGAAAUGACAAAGACUGUAUGGAUUGAACAUUGGAAUUCGAGUCAGGCAAUUGAGAUUGAUGAGGUGAAUCGACGUGGAAUAUCGGAACGAAGGGGAUUUAUGAAAAUAUUCAUGGAAGAAUUCUCAAACUUAUUCUUCAUGCCUAUUUCCCUCCUUUUGUUCAUGUUUGAAAAGGAGAACUCUAGCCUACUAUGGAGUCGAGAGAGUACCGAGUCGUAUGGGCCUACUUCUAGUCAAGGAUGUAUGAUGGUGUUGUGUCAGUGUACACCAGUAAUUGAAUUUGACAUGUUUGAUAGGUGAGUUUCAACUUGAAAUAGACUACACAGGUAAAAAAUGACUUGUGAGGAUGGAGCAAAC